This is a messenger RNA of Metarhizium brunneum ARSEF 3297, 1311 nucleotides long. RefSeq lists its product as uncharacterized. The record is from RefSeq and is a predicted model, not a curated record. NCBI's taxonomy places the organism in Eukaryota, Fungi, Ascomycota, Sordariomycetes, Hypocreales, Clavicipitaceae.
AUGGCUGAUGACGGGUUCUUCCCACCCUGGGCUGCGUGCUUGGCGACAAAUCCAGACCUUGUUACAACAUCGCCAGCACCGACUAAAGACCUUGCGGCUCCAAGCUCUUCAGAGGCAACUCGCCUGCUACUGGAGCUGUGUCAGUUAUUCGAUCUGAAUGCAGACCCAUCUGGUGAAAAAUUGACGACACUGCCUCCUUGCAGGGCUGGUUUCCUCGCCGCUCUCAUGUUUCCUUUCUACCGAGUCCGUACCAUGACGCCUCAGCUUCCGCAACCCGACAUGCGCCCAGCAGGAAAUAACCGGAAAGCCCAUGACAGACGAACUGUCUUGCUUUAUUUGCGCGAUAUUCGGUAUUUUAUGUCGCUCAGCAUGCAUCCACCUUCGCUCGGGUCUAUUCUAUGGAGCGCUCUCUGGCAACCUGAUAUUGAUUGUAACUUGGUGAGUCCGUGGCUGGCUUCGUUUAUCAACGUACUAGACCAUAUCAUCAACGACAGGAAGCUAGAAAUUUUAGUCAAGGUCUUAGCCUUGCGCCGUCCAAGAGUCGGCAUUUGGUGGCUAGCUCUGUUCUUGCUUGGCGACCUCGAGAUUGUCCACUGGUUUCGACGUUAUGCAGAAACUCUCAUGGAGAAGCGUGCGUCCGCGACAUUAUCUGCGCCUGACCCAGUCGUAUCUGCCUGGACUGGAUCGAAACAAUCAUUCCUAGAUUAUGACAAAACAAAACGAUACAAGGGACUAAACGACUUGGUCUCCAGAGAAGACUUGCUUCGGUGCAGGCUAGUUUUCAACAGCCAAGACCGCUACUUUGCCUCCCUGUCUUGGCGGCCAUUUGGACACAUUGCGAUGCGAAACGUGGAGCUGGAACUCUGGCCGUACUUGGAGAGCGACUAUGCUUUCGUUUACGAUUCGUUCGCUUGGUACCAAGACGGCAAGCUCCUUCAUGUCAGCCGCGGCUUCCGAUCGGAAACAGGUCGUCACGUAAAAUGCGUACCGGAUGACUUGGAGCGCCGCCGGUCCGAGACCAACUGUCACACCGGGUGUCACCAUGACAUCAAGCUUGAGCCGAGCAGAAUCUCUACUUUGAAUAUGUUAUCACGGGCCAUAUAUGAUGCCACGGGUGGCCGCCACUGGGCGAAUACCGCACUGCCCGCUACAAGCCGGCAACAUUGGUGGCUGCGCGACUGGGAAGGGCUGGAUUCCUGGGACAGAUCCAUCAAGUUGAACCGUGAGGCAGAUAAUGCCGUGAAGCCACCAUCGCGGUUUCUGCUUGAUUGGAUUCGCCGUCAGACCCAAGAUUCGCAGGCCAAUGUGUAA